Messenger RNA from Guyanagaster necrorhizus, 2049 nucleotides. Its product is annotated as P-loop containing nucleoside triphosphate hydrolase protein. The record is from RefSeq and is a predicted model, not a curated record. Lineage: Eukaryota; Fungi; Basidiomycota; Agaricomycetes; Agaricales; Physalacriaceae. Gene Ontology annotation, molecular function: ATP hydrolysis activity; ATP binding. The transcript has 10 exons. Bases 1 to 2049 code for a protein of 682 amino acids.
AUGAAGGCGUCCGAAGAGUCAUCGAGGGACAUCGAGACCGAGUCGAAGGUCUCAACUAUCAAGGAGGACGACGAGCGUUUGACGCCGCCCACAUUGAAGGUUAAGCGCGUCGACCAUUACUAUAGUCGGUGGUCGAAAAGCUGGAAGUAUCGGAACACGAGCUCGAAGGUUGUCGUCGAAGGUCUUCCACUGUUGCGGUCAGGAGACAAUGACCCUUGGAAGGAUUUCAGCUUUGUCAUCGUGCGUACGCUCCCGAUCCGUGAAGAGCUGGUUGCUUUGGUGGAACCGACCUUCAAGGUUGUCAUCAAAAGCGAGUACAUCUUGAAAGCUUGCAAGGACGUCAUUCAAUCGUGGCCUGGAAUCUCUUGGAACUCUGAUCCUUUGGAGCUUGAUCCCGAAGUCUUCUUAACGUUCCUCGACGAGUUCAAGGAAUAUCGCGAUCAUCUUGCCUCCAAGAAGGCUCCGACCCAGCUCGACACAUACGUCCUUUCCUCCAUUGACCUCCUUCUCUCCUCCAUCAGUUCCGACUAUAAGAAUACUAUUCGCACCAUCAACAAGCUGAAAUCCCAUGGCGAGAUGACCUGGGACCUCCUCUACUCCAUCCUUGUCCCACGUUCAAUCCUCGUCACGCGUUGCGCUAUUACUGGCGCACCGCGCCUGUUCAAGCUGGAGUCUGUUAUGCACAUGAACGUGGAGGGUAUGAAGUGCUACCAGCUGAGCUGCGAGAGCAUAGAUCUUAUAGACCGGCCUCUCACCCAGACCGUGGGGGUAUCGAAGGUUACUACGCAAAUUCUCAUCAAGUUUUUCAAAGGUACAGUGAAGAUUGAUUCGCUGGAUGCCUACCCUGUUAGGUUCCAUCCCGACUCUGCGAAGCUGAAGGAGACGGUGAUGCAGCGAGGCAAGAAAUGGUCUGAUCUUCGGGGGAUUCAUCACAAGCAGUUCAAUGGCAUCGCGGCGUUGAAAUGCGGAAGCAAUAGACUGUUGAGGCACAAUGUCAAGGGAAGGAUCAUGGUUGAUCGGGCUUCCUUCCGACGUUUCAAUGCCAACUACAAAUAUCCUACCCCUGUACCCAAGUCGGAUAAGCCACAGGUGAAUGAAUACGGAAACACUAUAGAUGAAGAGCCGGUGCCUCACCAAUAUGCUAAUGGUGUUCUUGUGGAUUCCCACCUCCGCGACGAAGAAAGCACAAACGAUGUCGAGCUGACAGAUGAAGAACUCUUGGUGACGCCCACUGUGGUUUUCGGAUUUAGUCUUUCCGAUAAACUUUGGUUGGAAUUCGACGUCGAGAAGAUCUCGGACGUAGAAUGGAACAAGGACGCUUUUGCCAAUCUUGUUCUUCCGACGGAUCGCAAGGACCUCUUGCAGUCCCUCGUGGAGGCACACCAUCGCGAACUCGGGUUCGAUGACUUCAUCAAGGGCAAAGGUCAUGGUCUCGUUAUCAACCUGUUUGGUCCCCCAGGAGUUGGUAAAACCUUCUCUGCUGAAGCAACCAGCGAACAUGUCAAGAGACCCCUGUACCUUGUCGGUGCUGGCGAUUUGGGUACGGAUGCGAACAGCCUCGAUAUGGCUCUCGAACGCGUGUUUGAGGUCGCUACAACGUGGAAAGCCAUUGUUCUGAUCGACGAGGCCGAUGUCUUCCUCGAGCAACGUUCUCUCCAUGAUCUCGUACGGAAUGCCAUGGUCGCUGUCUUCUUGCGUCACGUCGAAUACUACCGUGGCAUCCUCUUCCUGACCACCAAUCGUGUCAAGGCAUUCGAUGAGGCCUUCCUGUCGCGUAUCCACGUCGCACUGCACUUCCAUGAACUGCCCGUCGAGUCCAAGAUACAGGUCUGGUCAGCGUUCAUUGCCAAAGUGGGGGCGUCGGCGGAUAUCACGCCGGAGCAGAUCCAGGAACUGGCGAAGCGAGACGUGAACGGUAGACAGAUCAAGAAUGCGGCGAGGACCGCACAGUCGUUGGCUGUGGGUCGUGGAGAGAAGCUCGAGUUCAAGCAUUUCUUGAGCACUUUGGAUGCCAUGGAUGACUUCACGAAAGAAUUUACGAAGGCGUGA